GAGGCAGCCAAAGGCGAGUCGCUAAUGCGUGUGCGUGGGGUGUAUACGCUAGUUACCAUAGUAACCAGAUGCGCUUGGUGCGAGCACUAACACUCUGGCGUCCCCCGGGAUCUCUUGGAGGAGGGCGCCGUCACGGUUAGGGGCCCUUCCAUGGCUUCACAGGAGAGGGUGGACGCAGUGAGCAAUGGAACCGGGUUCCAGCGCUGCGGUAAGCAACUCGCUUACACGCCGGGAACCUGCGAGCUGCUCAGAGUGAUGAUGAAGGAGUCCAGACUGACUAACUUUCAGCAACGACACAUCAUGGACACCGUGAAAAGAGGAGCCCCUCUGCCCCUGCAGUGCGACCCAACAUCCAGCCACAGGGGUUCUCCUUCCAAGAAGCCGGCUACAGCCACCUACCUGCCUCCCAUCCUGGCUACCCACUCCCACCUCCGGCCUGCGAGCAUGUGUCAAGCCAAUGGGGCAUACAGCCGCGAACAAUUCAAGCCUCAGGCCACCAGAGAUCUGGAGAAGGAGAAACGAAGACUUCAAAACAUCUUUGCCAAUGGGAAGGACAUAGAGGAACGGAAAAGGGCUCCUCAUGGGCUGCAAGAGGACCCAGCUCCCGAGCUGGACCGGUUUGAAGAAUUGGUGAAGGAAAUCCAGGACAGGAAAGAAUUCUUGGCUGCCAUGGAGGCUCUUGGACAGGGCAAGCAAUACAGAGGAAUGAUACUGGCUGAAAUCUCCCAGAAACUACAGGAAAUGGAGGAAAUUGACCGCAGUAGGAGUGAGAAGCUUAGGAAGGCUCUUGCCACCACUUAAUCCAAGGGUGGGCCAGCCCAAUGUGACCACCAGAGCAGCAUGACUGACAAGCAAUGUCAUCCCCAGGUCUGCCCACCCACAGGGGCCACCAUGAUGUGGCACUGUCCUGGAGCACAAGACAAGACACUGCCCAGGGAUGCAGAGGCCUCAGUGGUCCCCCUGAGCUACUGUCACAGCCAGUGUUGAAGCCUUCUCUAGGGGAAAGAGCCCCAGACCUACCACGUUGACACCGAGGCUCACCACCUUGGACAUUUGCCUAAGGGCACCCUUUCUCUGGCUCUCCUCCUGCCACAGCUGGCUGCCAGGUGCUCUGUGAACACAAUUCUGCCCUUCCUAUAUCUUAGGAUCUACUUUUUGCCUUCUUAUAGCCUUGGGCAAAUGUUUGACCACAAUGAUUAAUUGGCCAAUAAAACACAUUUAACUUGGUCAUGA
Cricetulus griseus (Chinese hamster) is the source of this 1233-nucleotide messenger RNA. Lineage: Eukaryota; Metazoa; Chordata; Mammalia; Rodentia; Cricetidae. The record is from RefSeq and is a predicted model, not a curated record.